Molecule: messenger RNA, 305 nt
Organism: Dentiscutata heterogama
Lineage: Eukaryota; Fungi; Glomeromycota; Glomeromycetes; Diversisporales; Gigasporaceae
Source: the annotation of a GenBank genome assembly
AUGCCUCGUCGAUACAAUAACACUGCACGAUGUCGUGCUAACCGUCGUCAUCGCCGUCGUUUAAGAAAUUCUUCUUCGUUUCCUCUUUAUGAAGCUUUAGAUAUAGUUGGAGAUGAAAAUAGACGGUUGGUACAACUGGUGCAACAACUAAGAGAACGUAUCAAAACUUUGGAGGAAGAGGUAGAAAGACGUCAGGAGAAGAUUGUUGAAGGAGUGGAAAAUCAUUGGAGAAGAGAAGUUCAAUAUGAGAGGUUGCUAAAGGAACGAAAUAGGUUAAGGGCACGAAUAGAAGAUUUGGAAGAACA